Nannospalax galili (Upper Galilee mountains blind mole rat) is the source of this 1773-nucleotide messenger RNA. It is a transcript of the gene Ube2b, whose product is annotated as ubiquitin conjugating enzyme E2 B. Gene Ontology annotation, molecular function: ubiquitin conjugating enzyme activity. Bases 175 to 633 code for a protein of 152 amino acids. Gene Ontology annotation, biological process: DNA repair; proteasome-mediated ubiquitin-dependent protein catabolic process; protein polyubiquitination. Lineage: Eukaryota; Metazoa; Chordata; Mammalia; Rodentia; Spalacidae. The transcript has 6 exons. Gene Ontology annotation, cellular component: HULC complex. The record is from RefSeq and is a predicted model, not a curated record.
GUACCGGCGGAGGGCGGAGGGAUCCGGAGGCGGCGGAGGGAGACGUCAUUGCAGGGUUGUUUGUGCAGCGUCGGCGGUCUCCGCGACCCUCAGUGAUUCGGCCGCUGCGCCGGGGGGCGGGGGGGCUGCGCGGGACUCUUUUCUCUCAAGCUGACCGCGGGGCAGCUGCGGAGCAUGUCGACCCCGGCCCGGAGGAGACUCAUGCGGGAUUUCAAGCGAUUGCAAGAGGACCCACCUGUGGGGGUCAGUGGCGCACCAUCUGAAAACAACAUCAUGCAGUGGAAUGCAGUUAUAUUUGGACCAGAAGGGACACCCUUUGAAGAUGGUACUUUUAAACUAGUCAUAGAAUUUUCUGAAGAAUAUCCAAAUAAACCACCAACUGUGAGGUUUUUAUCCAAAAUGUUUCAUCCUAAUGUGUAUGCUGAUGGUAGCAUAUGUUUAGAUAUCCUUCAGAACAGAUGGAGCCCAACAUACGAUGUAUCUUCUAUCCUAACUUCAAUUCAGUCACUGUUGGAUGAACCAAAUCCAAACAGUCCAGCCAAUAGCCAGGCAGCACAGCUUUAUCAGGAGAACAAACGAGAAUAUGAGAAGAGAGUUUCAGCCAUCGUGGAGCAAAGCUGGAAUGACUCAUAAUGGACACCGGGCCUCAUCCUUUUCAUCAUCGUUGUGUAUAAUCACCUCCCAGUAGAAAGGCUAACACAUUUUAAGUGCCACAGGUUUUAAGGAUUCUGCAGAGAAAAAAGCAAAAGUCCUUCAGUUUAGAACCUACAAAGCUCGUGUAUCUUGGUUAAUGUACUUUUUAUUGCAUGGUGUGAACUAAGUUAUUGCUGCAUAAAUUUGUAAUAUAUCCUGUUUGUAUUUUUUUCCAAGUGUAUAAUGUUGGUGUGGAGUUUUCAUGACAGAAUAUACACAUUUUGUAAAUCUGUACUUUUUUCAAAUAUUGAAUGCCUUAUUUUUGAAUUCUUUAGAUUUUUAAAUUGGAGAAAAGCACUUAAAGUUUUUUAUAUAUGAAUAUUACAUGUAAAGCUGUUAAAAUACAUAACUUCAGUGCAAGAGACUUUGUCACUUAUUUCCUUAUCUGUGCAGGAGGGGUUGAGAAGUCUCUCGCUCUCCAUCAAUUGAUACCUUCACUCCCAAUUCCAAAAGAACAUACUUCUAUUUUAUCAAGAAAAUCUUCAAAUUUGAUUCUAAAUACCAAUUCUGAUCUCCCAACUUUAUUUCGAGUGUACCUCUGUUAGUUUUCAGUUGAGUUAUUAUAGACAUGACUGGUUCGAUUCUGUCCAACUCUGUAUUUGGGCCACUUGUUAACCUGUGUCACUCAUUGCUAAACUGUACCUAUUGCGACUUCACAAUUGGCACGUCUACCAUGAGCAGGGGACUGCUGUGAUGACUCUGCUGCUUGGUAGCCCUCUCAGAGACUUGAUUAACAAAGUCAAACCAUCAAUGUUACCACAAAUUCAUGCUGCAGUAUUAGCAAUGAAUUGGUUGCAUUGGUUUGAGCAAGGCAGAUAUUUGGAAUGAAUUUUGGUGUAAUUUAAAUAUUCGAAAACUACCUUUUGAUGCACCUGCGUUAUCUGUUUGUUCUGGGGAAUGUGUGAGCACCAGGGCCUGCCGAGUUGCUUUCUCAUCUCCUCAGUUGUAUAAAGUUGUAUGCAUCUUAGUUUACUGGAUAAAUUUAAAACACAGUAUUGUAGAAAGCUAAUUCAAAGCUAUCCUUUGCCUUCAAAUAGUAUAGAAAAUGGAAAAUAUACAAGUAAAUUCUGUUAAACCGUU